AUGCCUAGCUCGGACAACUGGACAGCCUCCCGGAGGUUCUACAGAGGGAGGGCCAAGGUUAGGUUAAACAAUCUAGAUGUUACUGGCGUCAGCGCCCGCACGACCAGAGAGGAACACAUCCAGGUUCUCGUGGAGAAAUUUCAGUCCGAAGGCUGCAUUGGCCUCAAUCCGGAUAACUUUAUCAAAGUUCUAGUUUGCGACAACAUUCUCCCUAACCGGGAUGAUAGCGAGAUUCAAACUCUCGACCUUCCAGAUGAUAUUAAGCUUACCGUUCUUCAUGGAAAACACCGUGUACUCGCCGCCGACAGAUUUCUCUGGGAUAAAUGGUGGAUAGCAGAUCUCUAUUCCGAAAGUCUUCCUCAGGAGUUCCAGGUUAUUAUUCGUGAAGAGCACCCAAACGCUCAGCCGUUCUGUGAUGGUGACAUCUACCAGAAUAUCCGCAUGUACCAGGAACUUGGAGAUGUGGAUGCGGAGCUCAAGUGGCGCGGAAGACUUAGCAAGUCUGCCCAACGUGAAAUGAAUCGCCUAGAAAAGGACUCUAGGCACGAAAUUAUUGAGUACCUAAAUCUCAUGUAUUCAAAGUGGAACACCAUAUUGAGUGGUUAUUCUGGUUCAUUUCUUGACCCGGACACUGUCUCCCUACUCGAGACAUCAACUACUUCCUAUGCCACCAAAACGUUCAAUGGCAGAUGA
Penicillium argentinense is the source of this 693-nucleotide messenger RNA. RefSeq lists its product as uncharacterized. The record is from RefSeq and is a predicted model, not a curated record. The coding region runs from base 1 to 693 and encodes 230 amino acids. Lineage: Eukaryota; Fungi; Ascomycota; Eurotiomycetes; Eurotiales; Aspergillaceae. The transcript is spliced from 4 exons.